AACAUAGUAUGAACAAACUGAUCAAAUGUCAUUCAAAUCUUCAUCGCCAAUACCAACAUCAUCAAUGCACAACAGAGCAACAGUGGAGAGCUCGAAGCAGACAGCAGCACACAAUAGUGCUUGAAGGAUGACGAUUACAAUCGACAAUUUGAGGGGGGGAUGAAGGCAAUUUUAUUAUGGAAAGGAUUUCUUCGUGUUCCUCUGGUUCGACUGCUUUGAGCUUGGAUAUCCAUGGAGCUGGUAGCAGGUGGCUCAGUGAUGCUCGUUUCGCCCACAGUAAUUGCAAAAAGGACAACCGCGAGACCUGAAGUCGCCUCUGCUCGAGUCGCCAAAAUUAGGGUUAAUACUUCCCCCCUACUUCAUUAACGGUUUUGGCUACAAAACUGAUUGCUUCAUUGUUGGAAUCCCUGCCUUGAGCAAUAGACUGCUGUGCUUCAUCAUGAGCGGCCAUGGAAUGCGCUCUGUUCAUGUUCGUAAGUUGAAGUCCAACAUCACAAGUACAAAUCGGUAGGUCAAGAUACAAGUCCAUUUCAUCUCAAAGACUCUUUAGCUUCGAGUGGUUGAAUAUCCAAGAAACCAACAUUAAAUUGCAGGAAAUAAACUGCGUGCUUGGACCGUCUGAAGGAGAGAAGACAAAGAUCGGAGGAUGAAGCUCGACCAAUUUGGUCGGCAGAAAGAGUUGCCCUCAAGAUCGAUGCUUUGAUACCAUGUCAGAUAUCGAGGGAAGAAUACCGGUAGGAGACAACAAUUAGCUUCGAGAGACUUUACUACAUUCAAUUCGAUGGAGUCAUUCGAGAUGAACAACUCGGCAAUCGAUAAGGAUUCCUCGCACCUGAGGCGAUCAGCCAACUAUAAACCAAACAUAUGGAAGUAUGAUUUUCUUCAGUCUCUCCACAACAAGCAUGAGAGUGAAGGAAACGCUACUCGAGCGAUGAUGCUUGUUGAGGACGUAAAGCAAAUGCUCAUAGAAGCUGUGAGCUUAAAGGCCAAUCUAGAGCUAAUGGAUAACAUAAUGAAGUUCGGCUUAGCAACAUUAUUCGAGAAGGAAAUCAAGGAAACCCUUGAAAUAGUGGCCAUGAUGGAGCCGAACGAUGAGAAAAGUCACGGUGAUAGUACGAUUGAAGAGCAUGAUCUCUACACCAUUGCAUUGCGCUUCAGGCUCCUCCGGCAGCAUGGUUAUGAAGUUUCAGAAGAUGUAUUUAGGAGCUUUAAGGACAAAAAUGGUGGUUUUGUAAGAGCCAAGUUUGGAGAUACCAAAGGGGUGAGAGAGCUAUUGGAGGCAGCACAUUUUGGACUAGGAGACGGAACCAUAAUGGAGAAAGCCAAAAUUUUCUCUAUGGAAUCGCUUAAGAAGAUCUGCAAUAAUUCCGUUAAUAAUUGUGGUGGUAUUAUUGAAGAAGUCCCCAAUGAUAAUCAAGUGGUCCAUCAUGCACUGGAGUUGCCAUUGCACUGGCGGGUUGAGUGGUUCGAUGCAAGAUGGCAGAUCCGAUUUCACGAGAAGGAAAAAUCUGGGGACGUGAACUGCAGUAUGGUCAAGCUGGCUAAGAUCCACUUCAAUGCGGUUCAAGCUACCCACCAGAAGGAUCUCAAGGAACUCUCCAGAUGGUGGAGGGAUUUAAGGCUCGUAGAAAACUUGAGUUUCACCAGGGAUCGGCUGGUUGAGUGCUUCCUCUGUGCUGUAGGGCUUGCGCAUGAGCCGAAACACAGCUCCUUCCGAAAAGCUCUCACGAAAGUCAUCAUCUUCGUUCUUGUGAUAGAUGACGUGUAUGAUCUUUAUGGUUCCUUGGAGGAAUUACAAUGCUUCACUGCCGCUGUCGAUAGAUGGAAUUUGGGGGAAAUGCAACACCUGCCCGAGUGCAUGAAGUUAUGCUUCCAAGCCCUUGAUGACGUUACAAAUGAAAUUGCUUAUGAAAUUGGCGCAGAAAAGGGAUGGAUGCAAGUCUUACCACAUCUAAGAAAAGUGUGGGGAGAUUUCUGCAAAUCAUUACUCGUGGAAGCAAAGUGGUUCAGCUUGGGUUACACUCCAUCACUGGAAGAGUAUUUAGAGAAUGCAUGGGUUAGCUCUUCGGGUCCUCUGAUUCUGACCCAUUCCAUAUUCUUUCAUGCCCAUGAAGAUUUAGACGGGGCAAAGGACUUACUCGAGAUGAACAAAGAUCUCGUGUACAACUCAUCCCUCAUAAUUCGACUUUGCAACGAUUUAGGAACCUCAGAGGCUGAAAGCAACAGAGGAGACGCGCCAUCGUCAAUCCUAUGCUACAUGCAAGAGGAGAAUGUUUCGGAGGAGGAAGCUUUGAUGCACGUGAGAGGGUUGAUAGUCGAAGCAUGGAAGAACAUCAAUGGAAGAUCCAUUCUCGCGCAGCAUUCUCCAUCUCUCCAGUCACUUAUCCGUCUCUGCUCCAACGCGGCGCGUGUUGCCCACAUGCUGUACCAGUCUGGCGACGGAUUUGGUGUCCAAGACGGUGACAUUCGGCAGCAGAUCCUGUCAUCCCUAAUUGAACCGUUUGCAAUGGGCUGAUUAAUAAGCCAUAGAUCGAUAUUUAUAGCUCUAGUUGGCUCUCUCGUUCCCUUUUCGGAAUAAUAAAUGCAUGUUUUGGGACUAGUACUGGAAAAUGCGUUGGAAUCUGAAGUAGAACAUAUGCAGCACAUAUUGUAUGAUGGCAAUCGAAUUCCCUUUUCAUCCCACAGUUGGACUAGAUGACUCGAGUACAUAAAAUAUAGCCUAGAUUAUAUUGUGUAGUGUGGUGUGGUGUCUCGCACACGACCUACAAUAUAGUUGCACCACUGUUUGAUUUGAGGAUUGAUCCUGGAUUUUCCAAUCAGCCUCGAUAAGUUGGCUAGAAAAAA
Molecule: messenger RNA, 2844 nt
Organism: Punica granatum (pomegranate)
Lineage: Eukaryota; Viridiplantae; Streptophyta; Magnoliopsida; Myrtales; Lythraceae
Source: RefSeq, a predicted model, not a curated record